Daldinia decipiens is the source of this 1907-nucleotide messenger RNA. Its product is annotated as DEAD-domain-containing protein. The record is from RefSeq and is a predicted model, not a curated record. The transcript is spliced from 4 exons. Gene Ontology annotation, molecular function: mRNA binding; RNA helicase activity; ATP binding. Gene Ontology annotation, cellular component: catalytic step 2 spliceosome; nucleolus. The coding region runs from base 134 to 1339 and encodes 401 amino acids. Lineage: Eukaryota; Fungi; Ascomycota; Sordariomycetes; Xylariales; Hypoxylaceae.
CAUAAAAUUCUUGAUAACAUCAAACUCAAUUUCCUCAACUGCGAAUUGAUCAGCUUGUGUUUGCGUUUCCUUACAUCAAAAUCCACGCGACCAGAUCAAUUCCACAUACCAUAUACCAUACAUAACAUUCACCAUGGCGGAAGGAGGUGGUAUCGAUCGUCGCGCCGACGAGAAGAUGGAAUUUUCCACUUCGAAAGAGGUCACAGUGCACCCAACCUUUGAGUCCAUGUCAUUGAAGGAGAAUCUCCUUCGUGGUAUCUACGCGUAUGGUUAUGAGUCUCCCUCUGCUGUCCAGUCUCGAGCUAUUGUCCAAAUCUGUAAGGGGCGCGACACCAUUGCUCAGGCGCAAUCUGGUACCGGAAAGACUGCUACCUUUUCCAUUUCUAUGCUUCAAGUGAUCGAUACUGCGAUCCGCGAGACCCAAGCCCUCGUCCUCUCCCCGACCCGGGAACUCGCCACUCAGAUCCAGUCUGUUGUGAUGGCCCUAGGCGAUUACAUGAAUGUUCAAUGUCACGCUUGCAUUGGUGGAACAAACGUCGGGGAAGAUAUCCGAAAACUCGACUACGGUCAGCAUAUUGUCUCUGGUACCCCUGGUCGCGUGGCAGACAUGAUUCGCCGCCGUCAUCUGCGAACCCGCCAGAUCAAGAUGCUCGUGCUCGACGAGGCAGAUGAGUUGCUCAACCAAGGCUUUCGCGAGCAGAUCUACGACGUUUAUAGAUACCUGCCCCCUGCGACCCAAGUUGUUGUCGUCUCAGCUACGCUCCCUUACGAUGUCCUAGACAUGACGACCAAGUUUAUGACCGACCCUGUCCGUAUUCUGGUUAAGCGUGACGAGUUGACGCUUGAAGGCCUCAAGCAGUAUUUCAUUGCUGUCGAGAAGGAAGACUGGAAGUUCGACACGCUAUGCGAUCUUUACGACACCCUCACUAUUACCCAAGCCGUCAUCUUCUGCAACACCCGACGAAAGGUAGAUUGGCUGACCGACAAGAUGCGCGAGGCCAACUUUACCGUCAGUAGCAUGCAUGGAGACAUGCCUCAGAAGGAACGCGACAGUAUUAUGCAAGACUUUAGACAGGGCAACAGCAGAGUUUUAAUAUCGACAGAUGUUUGGGCUCGCGGUAUCGACGUCCAGCAGGUUAGCUUAGUGAUCAACUAUGAUUUGCCCAGCAACCGAGAGAACUACAUCCAUCGUAUCGGUCGAAGCGGUCGUUUUGGCAGGAAGGGUGUCGCAAUCAACUUCGUCACGAGCGAAGAUGUCCGAAUCCUCAGAGAUAUCGAGCUGUAUUACUCAACUCAAAUCGAUGAGAUGCCGAUGAACGUGGCGGAUCUCAUUACUUAAUUGCUCUACAAUGAGUGGCUCCGCUCGGAACUGACGUAGUCAUAGCAGAGUAAUUGAACGAGGUUAAGGGAGUGUCUUGGUCGUGGGAGGAAAUGGGCAUGUUGUCUAGAACGCCGUAUUUCGGUCAUUGUACCGUUCGCUGAAUCCGAUACUUUACCGACUGAGCUAUUACUCGAGUUAGGAGGCCUAUCGAUCCUCUACAGAUACGUGCGUAUGAAACUUGAAUUUAGAGUGCCUAAUAACCAAAUGAAAUAGACUUCUGCAAGGAAAUAUCAACGACGGUGCAUAGUAUGACCCGGGACAAACCUAACGUUGGCUACUAACCUGCGCCUGACCUCGUUUAGGUUAGGUUCGUAAUGAUCAUAUGAAGCUCGUUUGUAGUGCAUGCUCGCUCGAUUAUUUCGAUCAUAAUCACAAUUAUCCAAUACAUCUGACGAGACUUGAAUCAUCAAGGAUGAAGUCUAUAGUUCUACUCAUCUGAUCCCUAAGUAUACAAGUCUCGAGAUAACAUCAUAGGCCUAUUGUAUGUUAAGCGUGUCCAUAAGUCUAAAGCGGUUAUCUAGAUAGG